UUUUUGUCUGUCACUGUCACUGAUUGCGAGUGUCAAGUCAGGUGUUCACGAAUUUCUAGAUUACAGAAAUUUUAAGCCAAAACAUGGCGAAAAGAAUAGCACAGAGCUCCGUGAACUGGGCAGCCCUGGCAGAAAGAGUGCCCGCCGAGCAGAAAGCCCACCUCGCCGCUUUCAAGAUCAAGUCCGAUGGCUACCUUCGUAGAGUGCUGGCUAACCCACCUGAGCCUCCAGCGAUCAACUGGAGCGUGUACAAGCAGUCGGUGCCCAUCCCCGGCAUGGUGGACAACUUCCAGAAGCAGUAUGAGGCUCUCAAGAUCCCCUACCCCACAGACACCAUGAGUGCUCAGGUGGAUGCUCAGUGGAGCGAAGUCAAGAAAGCUAUUGAUCAGUUUGUUCAGCAGUCCAAUGCUAACAUUGUUAACUUUGAGAAACAAGUAGCUGAGAUCAAGGCUCUGCUACCAUAUGACCAGAUGACGAUGGAGGACUUCCGCGAUGCAUAUCCUGAGCAGGCUCUUGACCCCAUUAACAGACCUACUUACUGGCCUCACAACCCUGAGGACCAGGUGGAUUAUGUCGACCCGGAGAACAAGGCUGUUGAGUCACAUCACUAAACUGUUCGGAAUUUGUAUAAUGUCAAGAUGCGAAGAAUUGAAAGAAAAGUCUUAUUCUAUAUUGAAGCCUUGCUAAGGAAUGCUUUAGGAUAAUUUUCUUUCUAUUCAUGUUCUUUGAAAGGUUUAAAAGUAAUGCAAUUAAAUACUGUUUAAAGUUUAUUUCUGAGCUCAAAUAUACAUCAACAUAUAUACUAUUCAAAUAAAAUUCUACUAUUUGAUUGUCUUGACAUUGUACAAAGGUUUAUAUUUGAAGUGAUUAUGCAAUUGUGUAAUUUAUGUUGUAGGAAUAAAGUGAGUAAACUUA
Messenger RNA from Papilio polytes (common Mormon), 915 nucleotides. RefSeq names its product ATP synthase subunit d, mitochondrial (gene ATPsynD). The record is from RefSeq and is a predicted model, not a curated record. Gene Ontology annotation, molecular function: proton transmembrane transporter activity. Lineage: Eukaryota; Metazoa; Arthropoda; Insecta; Lepidoptera; Papilionidae. Bases 84 to 611 code for a protein of 175 amino acids. Gene Ontology annotation, biological process: proton motive force-driven ATP synthesis. The transcript is spliced from 3 exons.